GUGCUUCAUGCAUCAAGCCCCACCCACUCAAACUGGGCGUUGGAGCCAGCCUGGGGUCCCGGGGGCCUGCUCAUCUGUGAAACUGUAAACAAGAGACUUCCUCUCUCUGACCCCAAGGCAGUGAGGAUUCCUGCCUCCUGGCUGAGGGGUGACAGUGGCAUGCAGCAGGGCAGCUGUGGCCUGCCCUCGGCAUGGUCCUUGGAGCUGCCCUUCCAUCUCUCCUUCACUCUGAGGCCCUUUCCCAUCCUUGAGCCAGUGGCCAGGCGCCCACGGCCUGGGUCUGAAGGGAUGUGAAUGCCCAUUGGCUCCAGGCUGGCCACUCUGCCCCAUGCCCCAUGGCUGGUGAGACCCCACGUGCCAACUGUUCACCAGCACCAGGCUUUUCAUUUCCACCUCACCUGUCAGGUAGGGAGUGCAUUUUGACAAAGAUGUUGGAUUCAGACUCAGGCUUAAAUCCAAGCUCCUCCCCUUAUUAGCUGUGUGACCUAGGACAAGUCGUUUCCCUCUCUGAGCAUGUCUCUUCAUCCAUCAAAUUGGCUGUAACCCCCAGCAUACUGAAGAAGACAGAAGAUUCUGCAUUGGAAGGGUCCAGAACAAAGCGUGACCUGUGGUAGAUGGUCCUUGGCAGAUAUUUCUGUUUUUAAUUCAGUUAAAUCCCAUCACCUCCAGCCCCAGAAGUACCUUUUCCGACCUGGAGCUGUUCCAGCCCCGGGGGGCCAAGGGGCUCUUACUUGGUGCCAGCUUCCUCAGAGUUUUCCUGAAAAUUCCUGAGGGCUCGGGAAAAGGAGAACAACAGAUUUCAUUAACUCCCAGUGACUGGCAGCAUCGUGUUUUUAUCUGGGCUGCGUCGCCAUGGCAGCCUCAUGGUGGGGUUGUCGAGGGGGCGGGCAGAGCUAUUGUUCCUGCCAUUGUCUGUUCUGGAACACAGGCCCAGGAGAAAGGGACUGGCACAGGCACCCAGUGGCACAUGGCUGCAGGCAGCCGUGAAGUCAGAAGCCAUCUGGGGAGAAGGGGGAAUGUGGCCUGGCUUCCACCCCAGUGUGCUCUGAGACCUAUCUGAGGAGGUUUGAUCUGGAGCCUCCCUACGUGGGAAUGUGGGUGCGCCCUGGGCUUUUUGAGGCUCGGGGGAGCCACGGGGUUCCUGGAAGAGGGCCACAGAGGGCUGCAGGCAGCAGUACUCCCCGACCCUGCCCAGGCUCAAACUAUGGCUCUGCCACCUGUCAAUCUAUACAGCAAUUGUUCCCCACUGCAUCUGUAAAAUUGGAAUAAUGCUGGUUACCCCAAAGGGUAAUGUCAGAGCAGCUGGGUAUAAGGCAUUGGAGAGGGUUUGGUUCUGUUUCGUGGGGAUAAGGAACAGCUGCCUGUUUCCCUAACUACCUCGAGGCAGGGAUCCCUGGUGCAGAUACCCCUAGGAUGCCCUGGCUUAGGAGAGGAGGAGGUGGAAUUAGAGAUGCCCAAUCCGAGUGGGUAUAGGACCAACUGGGGAUGGAAAGCAGGCUUCCCGGGCCUACUUUCCCUCCUCCUGCAAAGAGAAAGGAUUUGGAGGCCUGGAGCUAGGCGGGAAGUGCCGAGUGGAGCUGCGCGGGGUAGGAAGUAAGGGAAGCGCAGUUGGAGCUGGAACUCCUAGGGCAGAGGCACCUAGAAGAAAGGAAGAGGGACCGGUCCACGGCCAGCGCGGGACGUUAGGGGGAGACAAAGAACCCGUGGCAUGCGCAAGUGGCCGCCGAAGACCACGCCCAUGUCCCGAAGAUCAGGAAGCCGCGGUGCGGGACCCGGACGUUCCAUGCUUCAGGCAGCUGGGGGGUGGGUACGAGGCCGGGAAUGCGGGGGGCUGCCCCGCGUAUGCAAAGGACUGAAGCUGGGCGCCGGGUGAACUGCUUGUAGGGCUCUCAGAGGAAGACCACCCUUCGGCGCCGCAAAGUCGUCGCGCCAAGACGCCUCUUCGGCGCCCCGGAGGCCUGCCCACAGGCCUCAAAGUACCCUUUCCAAGCUGGGGUACCCUAGGCCUGAGGAUGCGGGUGGCGUCUCUUGCGGGUUCAGCGUCCGAGCCUGGCCUUCGCGCGCCCCCUACUGGCCCGCCCGGCGCCCCCUUGGUACACCAGCUCGGCGGCGGCGGCCCUGUCUCAGAUCCGGGGAAACCCUACCGGGGAAACCUGGAAAAAUGACGUCAGCAUUCUCGGUGACGUCACUGGGCCCCUGGGGAGCGCAGGGGUUCCCGCAGAGGAGGCUUCCCCGGGACGGCACAGGGCGCGGGCGCGAGCAGGGAAGUCGUCAGGGGCCGUGGCGUGCAUUCGCAGCGCCCUUUAUCUGCCCUACAGGUCCCGCGCGGUCCCGGGUGACGCCUGCCCCGCGCGCCCGCCGGCGCCAUGGGAAGGAGCGGGCACCGCUGCUGCCCCCCGCCGGCGCGCGCACGACUUGAACCCCGCCGCGGGCAGCCCCCUGCCGCGGGUCUCCGAGUGACGCGGGCGGCACCUGGGAGCGUGGCGCGGGCCCGGGGCCGCGCGGAAGAGUUCAGCGUCCAGUAAAGCAGCCGAGGAUCCGCUGCCAGCGCCGCCGCCAUGGUUAUGUCCCAAGGCACCUACACGUUCCUCACGUGCUUCGCCGGCUUCUGGCUCAUAUGGGGUCUCAUCGUCCUGCUCUGCUGCUUCUGCAGCUUUCUGCGUCGCCGCCUCAAACGGCGCCAGGAGGAGCGACUACGCGAGCAGAACUUGCGCGCCCUCGAGCUCGAGCCCCUAGAGCUCGAGGGCAGCCUGGCCGGGAGCCCCCCGGGUCUGGCGCCGCCGCCACCACCGCACCGCAGCCGCCUGGAGGCGCCGGCGCACGCGCACCCGCACGUGCACGUACAGCCGGUGCUGCACCACGGGCCCGCGCAGCCGCAUGCGCACCCACCGCCGCACGCGCAGCCGCACCACCACGCGCUUCCGCACCCGCCGCCGCCGCACCUGGCCGUGCCGCCGCGGCCCUGGAGCUACCCGCGCCAAGCGGAAUCGGACAUGUCCAAGCCACCGUGCUACGAGGAGGCGGUGCUGAUGGCCGAGCCGCCGCCGCCCUACAGCGAGGUGCUCACGGACACGCGCGGCCUCUACCGUAAGAUCGUUACGCCCUUCUUGAGCCGCCGCGACAGCGCUGAGAAACAGGAGCAGCCGCCGCCCAGCUACAAGCCGCUUUUCCUGGACCGAGGCUACACGUCGGCGCUGCACCUGCCCAGCGCUCCGCGGCCAGCCGCGCCGCCCUGCCCUGCCCUCUGCCUGCAGGCCGACCGCGGCCGCCGAGUCUUCCCCAGCUGGACCGACUCGGAGCUCAGCAGCCGCGAGCCCCUGGAGCACGGAGCUUGGCGCCUGCCGGUCUCCAUUCCCUUGUUCGGGAGGACUACAGCCGUAUAGAAGGGCGCCUGGCGUCCCGGGCCCCACCCGCGGACUCCUUGCCUGACUGCGGGGCUUUUUAAAUGCUUCCCUUGGACUGGGGUAGGGGGGCUGGGGGGGAGGGAUUUCUUACCCUGUUUGUUACAUUUU
This is a messenger RNA of Choloepus didactylus (southern two-toed sloth), 3512 nucleotides long. It is a transcript of the gene PRR7, whose product is annotated as proline rich 7, synaptic. The coding region runs from base 2559 to 3383 and encodes 274 amino acids. The record is from RefSeq and is a predicted model, not a curated record. The transcript has 2 exons. Lineage: Eukaryota; Metazoa; Chordata; Mammalia; Pilosa; Megalonychidae.